Gryllus bimaculatus (two-spotted cricket) is the source of this 1785-nucleotide messenger RNA. The record is from the annotation of a GenBank genome assembly. Lineage: Eukaryota; Metazoa; Arthropoda; Insecta; Orthoptera; Gryllidae.
CGCCCGUCGCCCGUCGCCCCGCUCUGGUGGUCGCCCGCCUCUUCCAGGGACUUUCGCGCAGGGAACUGACCGACGUGCCGCCGCGAGGACAAGGUCUGCGGCUGCGUGCAGUUGUGCGGGCAGCACGCGCGAGCGGUGCCGGCGCUGGCCGCUUGUUGACAACUUAAUCGCUAACGUGAAAUUUGUGGAUUCUGUUUUCAUUAUAACAUUUCUUCCACUCGAUUCCCAACUUGGUUUGAAAUUUAAAUCGAUAGAGUGUUUCUGCGAACUUCGAAUCAAAUGACAUUAAUUUUUGAUUUUUAACACUUCCGAAGGCGGUGCGCGAAGACGUUUGUCUCUCUUUGCGGUAUAUUUUGUGCCGGUGAACCUUUGUCGGGUUGCGUCCCCAGGCGCGUUGCUCGGUGAGAGCCGCGAAGGAGAAGGACCUCGUGGGGUGACCUGGCGCCGUGCGAGGUCGGAGCGGUGAUCGUGGACCACGCCCCCCUCGGCUGCACGCCGCCGCCGCCGGCAGCUCCCAGCACCUCGGCACGCGGUUCCCGCACUCCGCACGAGGCCGCCUACGCGGCAGACAGCAGGUGAAAAGUGAGCUGAACGGCUGCAUCUAAUUCUUGGAGCAGAUUCCAGGAGUUAUGGAUUCAAAGGCUUCGACGCCUACAUUGUAGACGGAAUCCACUGUCGAUCGGACGGACUUUUCAAGGACCACUCCAUUCCACAGGUCGCUAGUGGCGUAGCUCCAUGUGGGCGGGGAGGCGCGCGGCGGCCGUGGCGCUGCUGUGGGCGGUGGCGGCAACAUUGGCGGAGGGGAUGGACGAAGUCGCCAAACCGCGCCUCUACAUGAACCUUACCGGGGACAUCAUGCUGGGCGCCUUGUUCCCGGUCCACCGCAAGGGGACUGCCGACCAGCCCUGCGGGAAACUGCAGUCACCGAUGCCAACAGCAGUGUGGUUCAUCGCGCAUUACAACGAGUUCCACGAGCGCGACUUCGUGUGCGAGGACGGGUCCCCGCCCAAGUUCCGCGGCGGCAGCUUCGACCAGGUGGUGGCGGUCAUCGGCGCGCAGUCCAGCUCCGUCACCAUCCAGGUGGCGACGAUGCUGCGCCUGUUCCGCAUCCCGCUCGUCAGCUACCUGUCCACGGCCACCACGCUGGGCAACCGCGAGCGCUUCCCCUACUUCUUCCGCACCGUGCCCAGCGACCUCAACCAGGCGCACGCCAUGCUCGAGAUCCUCAGGCAGUUCAACUGGACGUACGUGUCAGUGGUGUACUCGGACAACGAGUACGGCACGAAGGGCUUCGAGACGCUCAGCGACUUGGCCAAGAACUACAGCAUCUGCUUCAGCGCGCCGCAGCGCAUCGACAAGGAUCACUUCUCAGACAAGGACUACGACAACGCGGUGCGCAACGUGUGGGCGCAGGGCGCGCGCGUGGCGGUGGUGUUCGCGGAGAAGGCGACGGCGCUGCGCCUGCUGGAGGCCGCGCGGCGCGUGGAGGCCGAGGCGGGGGCGGGGGCGGAGGCGCGCGGCCGGGGCCCGGGCCGCGUCGUGUGGAUCGGCUCGGACGCCUGGGGGCUGGCGGGCCACGCGGCCGACGAGCGCCUGCUGGAGGGCGCGCUGGCCAUCCAGCCGCUGGCGCGCCCGCUCGCCGGCUUCGACGCCUACUUUCGCUCGCUGACGCGCGCCCACGCCAGCGUCAACCCGUGGUUCGAGGAGUACCUGGACGACGCGCAGGCGCAGUGCGCGCGCAGACACGCCCGCCCGCACGCGGACGCCGCCGCCGCCGCGCACGAG